GUCUGUAUGUACUCCGUACAAACAAUGAUUGACUAACGGGUUUUUGGAUUGGCUGGUUGGCUAGUCACCACUCCCCUCGCAUACCGUACUAAUAAGAAGCCAGUCCACCGGCACUUGUAGUUCUACAAUGAUCCGCAGGCACACUCUUUUUUUUGCCGUUUGUUUACUUUUCUUUCUGAGCACUUGAGAGGGGAGCGACACUCAAUUCGUGGUUGCUUUUUCUUCUUUGUUCUCAUUGAGGGGUCUCCACUCCAUAUCGAGCUUCGUUCGCAGGGAUCAGCGCGCCAGCGAGUCAGUUCACUCGGUCGCUUUUUUUCCUUUAGACACCUUCGAUCACUACAUCGGAAAACUUAACAAUCCCGUCCCAAUUUUCCCAACUCCCCUCAAAAAUGGAAAGCGUGGACUUGGUCGUGGUGGGCGCAGGAUGGAGUGGACUUGCGGCGAUCAAAACCUACCGCGAUCUGAACCCCGAUAGUAAUGUGCUCCUUCUGGAGGCCGCCGACUCCGUGGGUGGAGUGUGGGCCAAGCACCGACUGUACAAGGGCCUCAAGUCCAACAAUAUGCUGGGCACCUACGAAUUCAGUGACUUCCCAAUGGAUGAAGCUACCUUUGGAGUCAAAACUGGAGAACACAUCCCAGGCGAGAUCGUUCAGCGCUACCUCGAAGCUUACGCGGAACGAUUUGGCUUCACCGAUCGCAUCCGACUCGGCCACCGCGUCGAGAGCGCGCAGCACAAUCUGGACAGCACUUGGCAAUUGAAGGUGUCGCACGGGGAAGAACUGGCAACCAUCGACACGAAGAAGCUGAUCGUAGCCACGGGCAUCACGUCGCAGGCCUAUCUGCCGGACUUUGAGGGUCAGGACGCCUUCGGGGCCCCCAUCUUCCACUGCCGCGACAUGCAACAACACGAGCCCCAAAUUUGGAAGGCUGGUGAACGAGCCACCGUGUUCGGUGGUACCAAGUCCGCGUGGGAUGCGGCGUACGCAUGUGCGACGUCUGGAAUGCAAGUCGAUUGGAUCAUUCGCGAGUCCGGACAUGGGCCAAAUUGGAUGGCGCCACCCUACGUGACGCCGUUGAAGAAGUGGCUGGAGAAGCUGGUGACGACCCGACUGCUGACCUGGUUCAGCCCUUGCAUCUGGGGAGAUGCCGACGGAUACACUCGCGCGCGGAGUUUCCUGCACGGAACGUGGCUGGGUCGCAAAAUCGUGGAUGCCUUCUGGGCCGUGCUGGCCGACGACGUCGUGCAGCUCAACGGCUUCGACAAGCAUCCCGAAGUCAAGAAGCUGCAGCCGUGGAUCAGCCCCUUCUGGAUUGCCUCGUCGCUCAGCAUCCUCAAUUACCCAACCAACUUCUUCGAUCUCAUCAAGGAUGGCACAAUCAAGGUACACAUUGCCGAACUCGACCACCUCUCCGAUCACACGGUGCACCUGUCCACCGGUGAGGAGCUGAAAUCUACCGCGCUCAUCUGCUCAACCGGCUGGCGCGCCACUCCCAACUUGAAGUUCCUUCCGGAGGGCAUUGACCGCGAGCUAGGCUUCCCCUGGAGCACCGACCCGCUGGACGAAGAGAUGGUCAAGGCAGCCGAUGAGGAGAUCCUCCGUCGUUUCCCACGCCUACGCGAUCAGCCGACGCCCAACCCCAAGUACAAGCCUCUGAACGACCAGGCCGAGGCGGCGGUUCCUCACCCAUUCCGACUGGCGCGCUUCAUGGUACCUCUAUCGCAGGUCAAGGACCGCUCGCUCGCUUUCAUGGGUAUCACCAUGACUAUUAACACCACCAUCAUUGCUCAGGCCCAGGCCCUCUGGAUUGCGGCAUACUUUGGUAACCAUCUCACUCCGACCGCCACAGAACACUGCCCAGCCGCCGUUCGUGCCGCUUCCGACAUUAAAGUCGAGGACGAUGCAGAGCUCAACCUGGCCUGGGAGACCGCGCUGCACUCUGAGUUUGGCAAGUAUCGCUACCCUGGAGGGUUUGGUCGCCGCAACCCUGAUUUCGUCUUUGACGCCAUUCCAUACGUUGACUUGAUGUUGCGGGAUCUGGGCCUGUCGCAUGAGCGCAAGCAGGGGAUGCUGUCUCGGUGCUUCAGCCCGUACGGCACGGAGGACUAUAAGGGAUUAGUGGAGGAGUGGAAGGCCAAGGUAUUGAACAAGCCAUGAGCGUACCCUCUCGUAUUUGAAUGUCCACUGGCCUGUAUUUUCUUUCGUUGCAAUAUUUGUUUCCCCCUUCGCGCUCCCCGCGAUAUACCCCAUCCUUAUAUUCUAUUUCCUCGGGAGUUUUUACGGCUUUUCUAUUUAUUUAGGUUUACACAAAAUUUAUUCCACAGAUCAUUCUCCCAGGUGUCACCAGUCUAUUGGCUCGGAACGACAUGCGCUCAACGGCUUGUGUUGUGUAUAUGGUUUCUCCGUGGGCGAAGCUCUUCCAUUAUUAGCACAGUUGUUGCUCUCGAUCGAUAGAUUAUAUCUGACUCCGUCUUCCAUUCAAACGAAUGGUUGUACCUUUUAUCCCAAUCUCCUUGAACAGACCAAAGU
This is a messenger RNA of Penicillium brasilianum, 2528 nucleotides long. The record is from the annotation of a GenBank genome assembly. Lineage: Eukaryota; Fungi; Ascomycota; Eurotiomycetes; Eurotiales; Aspergillaceae.